This is a messenger RNA of Spea bombifrons (plains spadefoot toad), 1088 nucleotides long. RefSeq names its product adenosine A3 receptor (gene ADORA3). The record is from RefSeq and is a predicted model, not a curated record. Gene Ontology annotation, cellular component: dendrite; membrane; synapse. Gene Ontology annotation, biological process: G protein-coupled adenosine receptor signaling pathway. The transcript is spliced from 2 exons. NCBI's taxonomy places the organism in Eukaryota, Metazoa, Chordata, Amphibia, Anura, Pelobatidae. Gene Ontology annotation, molecular function: G protein-coupled adenosine receptor activity. Bases 1 to 981 code for a protein of 326 amino acids.
AUGGCUAAUGGAACCACAGAUUUUGAAAAUUAUGGCAGAAUCUACAUUGCGGUAGAAACUAUCAUUGGGAUAGCGUCUGUUCUGGGAAACAUUAUGGUAAUCUGGGCAGUGAAACUGAACCCAGGUCUUCAGAACACAACUUUUUACUUCAUCGUUUCUUUGGCGUUUGCUGACCUGGCGGUGGGACUUUUAGUUGUGCCUCUGUCCAUUAUUCUGAGUCUGGGAGUACAGCAACAUUUCCAUGCCUGCUUGUUUAUGUGUUGCCUGGUCAUAAUUCUGACUAACGCAUCCAUCCUGUGCCUGCUCGCUAUAGCUAUUGACAGGUACUUGAGGAUAAAGAUACCAAUCAGGUAUAAAACCAUGAUCACAUCUCAACAAAUCUAUUUGUCCAUUGUAUGUGUCUGGAUUGUAUCUUUUCUGAUGGGGUUGGUCCCUAUGUUUGGAUGGAACAACAGUUCCAACUUAGAGGAAGAACAAAUGAACUACUUGAAUUGCACGUUUACCAGUGUCAUGAGUAUGGAAUUUAUAGUUUACUUUAACACGAUUGGAUGGGUAUUUCUCCCCUUGAUGAUUAUGCUGGUUUUGUACAUUGAGAUUUUCUACCUUAUUAGAAAACAACUUAAACAGACUACAUCAAAAACCACUGGGAAGGGUGUAUUUUAUGGCAAGGAACAAAAGACAGCAAAAUCACUAGCCCUUAUCUUGUUUAUAUUUGCAUUGAGUUGGCUACCUUUGUCCAUCCAAAACUGCAUAUCCUUCUUCAUACCAGAAGUUCUAAAGUCAAGUGCAUUCCAGUCUAUCCUUCAUCUUACUAUCUUGCUCUCCCAUAGUAACUCAGCUAUGAAUCCGAUCAUAUAUGCAUUCAAAAUCCAAAAGUUUAAGGACACUUAUAUCAGAAUUAUAAAAACAUACAUUCUACGCAGAGCUGUGUUGAAUGAAAGUGGAAGUGGGGAACACACCUUAGAUGAAAUAUGUCAAUAGUAAGACUUUUUUUUAGUAGAAUAGAAUGUGGUGACCAUUAUUGUGUUAUCUUACAAUCAAAAGUAAAAUACAAAUAAUAAAACUGUAAAAAUGUAGAAUUUGUGUAU